AUGGCGGGCGUCGGUCACCUGCCUGCGCUGGGCUUUGGGGAGAAGCUGAAGCACCACAUCGAUCAGCUGAAGGCGACUUUGCUGGAGGAGUAUGAGGCGGAGGUUGCUGUGACGACGCACCCGGCCCCAAGGGGCUUGGUGGAGAUGCGGAGCACUGUGGCACCCAGUUGGGCACAAGCCUUCUCCUGUGCCUCCCUUGAGAAGUGCAGGACCAGGCCAGCGCUCAAGAUUUCCCAGGUCCAGCGCCAUGCGUCUCCCGUCCUCACCGACGUGGUGGCCGCGGCGGCGGUGGCUACGAACCAGCAGAAGGAGGCCUUUGUGGCUGCGAGCGGCGAUUCGGACUCGGAGGGUGGUGAAGGAAGCCUGAAGCACAGCAACCUCAUCGGCAAGAUCCCUGCGGAGUUCAUGACGAUGGCUGCUGCUUUCCUGCUGGCGCGGGAUGCGAAGGAGCUCACGCCCACGAUGCGAUGGGGCAAACUCGUCUUCGGCUUGGAGAACCCGCAGGAGAAGCCGCCGGAGGUCAAGGCUCUGUCGCUGAAGGUCUAUGACCAGUGGUCCAACUGCGAGCCGGAUGCAGAAGGCGUCACGCGCGACGUGCUGCGCUGCAACUCCGUGCUGAAGGAGGAGGCGAUGCGAGUCAACACCAGGCUGAUAGACGGCCGAUCCUGCAUGCAGCCCUUCAUCAUGCAUCCGGACACGGCCUUCAAGGCUGUCUGGACCUGCUUUGGCGUGGGCUUCAUCUGCUGGGAUCUCCUGACCGUGCCCCUGGCGCUCUUCGAGGUUGGCAGUGCCAUGCAAGCCAUGAUCGAAGUGAUGAGCUAUGCCUCCUUCUGCUUCUGGGUCAUCGACCUGCUUUUGAACUUCGUGACUGGCAUGGAGAUGCCCUAUGGCCUGGAGUUCCGUCCCAAGAGGAUCGCUAUCAAUUACCUCAAGUCUUGGUUCCUGCCCGACCUGGUCAUUGUCCUGGUGGAUGUGGGCUUGAAGGUCACCGAACUGGUGGCGGCGAACUCUUCUGACUCGCUCAGCUACGUGCGGCUGCUGCGGGUGCUGCGGUUCCUGCGAUUUAUCCGGCUGCUUCGCAUCUCCAAG
Molecule: messenger RNA, 1089 nt
Organism: Symbiodinium sp. CCMP2456
Lineage: Eukaryota; Dinophyceae; Suessiales; Symbiodiniaceae
Source: the annotation of a GenBank genome assembly